Molecule: messenger RNA, 3733 nt
Organism: Xenopus laevis (African clawed frog)
Lineage: Eukaryota; Metazoa; Chordata; Amphibia; Anura; Pipidae
Gene: jmy.L
Product: junction mediating and regulatory protein, p53 cofactor L homeolog
Exons: 11
Coding region: 497-3025 (842 amino acids)
Biological process (GO): Arp2/3 complex-mediated actin nucleation; positive regulation of DNA-templated transcription; intrinsic apoptotic signaling pathway by p53 class mediator
Cellular component (GO): cytoplasm; nucleus; cytoplasmic vesicle membrane
Molecular function (GO): Arp2/3 complex binding; transcription coactivator activity; actin binding
Source: RefSeq, a predicted model, not a curated record
CAAAAGUUACCAGGGAAACUAAGUGCCACUUCCUAGACUAGCUCCAUGACCGAGUUUCUAAGCGCGUUCCCUGGCGCGCGUCCCACUGACACGUGCGCUUGUUUACGUUCCUGGCACUAGCCGUGACGUCACCCCCGGUCAGGAAAGUGUUUUGUUGAGUUCCCGGUGGAUGAAGCUGAUAAGGGAGGAGGAGGGGGUUACACAGGAGCGCGAGUCUUACAAAGGCCAUGACAGCGGUACACUGCAGCUUGAUUCAAAGGACAAAGAGGAGGAGAGAGAAGGGCCCGGCGGCUGUCAACAAAGCGCAUCACGUGACGUGCGAGCGAGACCGCUGAUGACAAUAGAAGGCAAAAGCGGCAGAGAUCCGGCAGCACCGAGAGUGCAGCACAGAGAGUGACAGGGUCCCAGAGAUUCCUCCGCCGCUAGCGCGGACGCACAAAAGACACCCCAAAAGGACCUAAUGCCGCAGCGGUAAGAGGAGGCUUAUACCGGAGCCAUGUCGUUCAGCCUGGAGGAUACGCUGGAGUCGGACUGGGUCGCUGUUCGGCCUAAUGUGUUUGAGGAGAAGGAGAGGCGCAAGUUCGUGUUUAUUGUGGCCUGGAAUGAGGUGGAAGGCAAGUUCGCCAUCACCUGCCACAACCGGACCGCGCAGAGGCAGCGCAGCGCAGAGAAGGCGGCGGGUCGGAGCCCGGCCAGACAACAGCAGCCGCGGUACAGCCCGACCGAGAGCCCCGCAAGGAAAGCCCGUGAGGAGCCGGAGGAGGGGGAGGACGAGGAGUGCAGCUGGGCCGGACUCUUCUCUUUCCAGGACCUGCGGGCCGUCCAUCAGCAGCUGUGCUCUGUCAACAGCGAACUGGAGCCCUGUCUGCCCACCUUCCCCGAGGAGCCCUCCAGCGUCUGGUCCGUACUUUUUGGGGCCCCUGAACUAAGCGAGGCUGAAGUGGAGGAACUGGGCCGCCUGCUGCGUCUCUACCUGGACCACGUGCUGGACACUUGCGGCUGGAAGAUCCUCUCACAAGUCCUGUUCGCUGACCCCGACGACCCCGAGGAGUAUUACCAGAGUCUCAGCGAGCUGCGUCACAAGGGCUACGAGGAGGGGCUUCAGAGGAACCGCAAGAGACUCCAAGAGUUGUUGGAAAAGCACAAAACCACAGAAGUGAUGGUGGACUUAUUGGACUUGUAUCAGCUGGAGGAUGAAGCCUACAGUAAUGUUGUAGAAGCAACCACCGAACUCUACCAGUACCUGCUACAGCCAUUCAGAGAUAUGAGGGAGCUGGCAAUGUUGAGGAGACAGCAGAUUAAGAUCGCAAUUGAGAAUGAUUACUUGGGUCCAAGACGAAUAGAGAGCCUUACAAAAGAAGAUGCUGACUGGCAAAAGAAAGCUCAUAUGGCAGUUCUUUCAAUUCAGGAUCUAACCGUCAAAUACUUUGAAAUAACAGCUAAAGCUCAGAAAGCUGUGUUCGCUCAGAUGCGAGGAGACCAAAAAAAGUUUGGAAAGACGGCCUGGGCUGCGGCAGUUGAACGUGUGGAAAAGCUUCAAUAUGGUGUUGCUAAAGAAACCUUGCAACUGAUGCGAGCAAAAGAAAUCUGUUUAGAGCAACAGAAGCAUGCCCUGAAAGAUCAGAUGCAGAGCUUGCAGGGCGGAACAGAGGCCAUUGCCGUCCUAGAUGAAUUAGAAGCCGACUAUUAUGAUCACCAGCUCCAGUUAUAUGAAGUGCAGUUUGAGAUCCUGAAGUGUGAAGAGCUGCUGCUAACCGCUCAACUGGAAAGCAUUAAAAGACAAAUAUCAGAAAAAACAGACGAAGUGGUUUAUUAUGAUACAUAUGAAAGCAUGGAGGCAAUGCUGGCAACUGAAGAUAUGGCAGCUUCUAUCCUUUUACAAAGGGAAGAGUUGCAUAAACUUCAGCUGAAAGUGCGUCAGCUGGAAGCCAAGCGUGGCCGCAUUUCAGCCAAAAAAGCCUACCUCAGAAAUAAAAAGGAAAUUUGCAUUGCAAAACACAGUGAAAAGAUCCAGCAACGUCUUGAUAGUGAUUCAGAAUACAGAGUGCAUCAUACUGCACAGCAAAAGCGAGACAAGCAGCAAGAUGAACAGGAACGGAAAAGCACAUGGGUUAGUCAAGAACGUCAGAAAACACUGGACAGGCUGCGCACCUUUAAACAGCGCCAUCCUGGACAAGUGGUACUGAAAUCGACUAGGUUGCGUUUUUCUCAUGAAAGAAGAAGCACAAUACGUACAGCCUACUCUGCUGACGCACCACAGUCUCUUUCUGUUAGUAUCCAGACACAAGGAUUAUCAGACUUUGGAGACACUGAAGUGUUACAGCCCAGAAAGACCCAGAAACCAGAAAACACAACACAGCUUGAAGACAGUUCAUUACCUCCUAAUGCCAUUACCUCCGAAUUGCCUCUAAUGACUUCUCUUCCUACGUUUACCCAUGAAAAACUUGAAAUCAGUACUUUACAGCCAAGCUCCUUGCCUGUGUCACCUCCUCCACCACCUCCUCCACCUCCUCCUCCGCCACCUCCACCCGCUUCUAAGCAAGAUACUGACACAUUAGACAUAAGAGUUAUUCAUGUAAAGAAAGUGACGGAGGAAAAGGAGGGCACUAAGCCUGGAUCGGGCCCAUUGCCACAAUUAUUUGACAGCAGUCAACUUCUCAAUGCACGGAAGAGGCUGAAGAAAACAGGGGCACUGGAAGGCAUACAAAGUAGGAGAGUAAGCUCGCCAAUGGAUGAAGUUCUCGCUUCUCUAAAACGUGGGAGUUUCCACUUGAAGAAAGUGGAGCAGAGAGCAAUGCCACCUUUUCCUGAUGAGGAUGAAAGCAAUAACAUUUUGGCUCAAAUCAGAAAGGGGGUUAAACUGAAGAAAGUUCAGAAAGAGGCGUUAAGAGAAUCAUUCACCCUUCUCCCUGAUACUGACCCACUAACUCGCAGCAUUCAUGAAGCACUGAGGCGCAUAAAGGAAGCAUCUCCGGAAUCAGAGGAUGAAGAGGAGAGUUUGCCUGGCACUGAAUGGGAGAACUAAACGAUAGGAGAAUGAAGCCAACAGAUUGUGGGGGAGCAGAUCUGCACAGGAAAUGCUGUACUUUAUAUUGGAGAACAGAGGACUUUGUAAUCGCCGUGGGAAAAAAAGUAAAUGUGGACCGUCAGUGCUGGAGUAGUGAAUUUAGUACUAGACCAUUCACACAGAAUUGCUGAAGCUCUCCUUGCAUCCGAAGCACUUUUUAUUUUUUUUAAAUUUAGCUUAAAAUGAUUGGCCAGUCAUAGGGUAAGGGUAUUUUUAUGAGCACUACACUGACCCCCUUUAUUUUUUGAAGUUGCAUAGUAUGGAGGACUAUAUAUCAUUGCACUGAAUCCAUUUUAAUCAAAGAAUUUGUCAAGGAAAGCCUGCUCCAGGCAUCUUCAGCUUCCUUCACUGCAAACUCUGUACAAUAACAGCAGGUCGUGCCCUGGAUGCGAGUGACCUUUAUUUCAACAAGAGGUCAACGGUAACCACAUCACUGAAUACCUCUCCUGAAUAUCAAUUGCCCACGUUUCAUUUGCAUUCCGCUGAAAGCAUGUGCUCGUUCACUUCCAGGACUCUUGUGGCUUUUGGGGAUGUACUCCUCCCAAUAAUUAGAUUUAGCCGCUCACAGAUGCUAUAAAAAAAAGUUACCAAAUAUACAGCGUGGUAAUGAGCAAGUAGGUUUGUCUUUUUACUUUUGAUUUUAUCAGUUUAAUUUUUUUUUAAUUA